GGAAUUUUAUCUCUUCCCCCGAAGCACCAGCCGUAGUGUAUCAGCUAGGCUGACUGGGUUGGCAUACAGUUCCCGCCGUGAGCUUGAUCAUUCUUCUGCUGCUUGCUGUUUUCCCUAAUCCGUCGAUAUGGCGAGGAGGCCGGUGGUGAGGAUGGAGAGCGUGUUGGAGGACCGGGCCAGGAUCGGGGUGCCGGAUGCCAUCCUCCUGGAGGACUACCUCAAUGAGAGUGUCUUCAUCGACAACCUCAAGAAAAGAUACCAGCAGAACAUCAUCUAUACCUACAUCGGGCAGGUGGUGAUCUCAGUCAAUCCCUACACAGACCUGGGCCUCUACACAGAGGACUGCCUCGAGAAGUACAGGAAUGUCAAUUUUUACGAAGUGCCACCCCAUGUAUUCGCCAUCACCGAGAACGCCUAUAGGUCUAUGGUGGCAGAGACCACAGACCACUGCAUCCUCAUCUCAGGUGAAUCAGGUGCUGGAAAAACAGAAGCAAGUAAGCAAGUGCUGCGGUUCUUGGCAGCGACAUCACUUCACAGACGGGAGAUGGACCGUGUGAGAGACCGCCUUCUCCAGAGCAAUCCACUCUUAGAGGCCUUUGGCAAUGCCAAAACCAACAGAAAUGACAAUUCUUCUCGUUUUGGGAAGUAUAUGGACAUUGAAUUCAACUUCAAGGGUGAUCCAGUAGGAGGACAUAUCCUGAACUACCUGCUAGAGAAGUCACGAGUUGUUCAUCAAGAAGAGGGAGAGAGGAAUUUUCACAUUUUCUACCAACUCCUGGCAGGUGCUCCUGAUGAACUCUUAGAGAAGCUCCAUUUGCAGAGGGAUGCAAAUAAUUAUUUCUAUCUUAAACAGGGUGAAAGUUGCACUGUUGAUUCAGUCAAUGAUCGAGCAGACUUUGAAGCUGUUGAUCAUGCCUUAGACAUCCUCAGCUUCACAACCGAUAAACAAGAGGCCAUUUGGGAUGUGGUGGAAAGCUAUCUUACAUUUGGUGCUAAAUUGAUAGGAUGUGAUAAAGAUGUCUUACGGAAGGCUUUAACACAUCGCACCAUAGAAGCACGUGGAGACAUUGUCACUUCGCCCCUAAAUCCAGAGCAGGCUGUGUAUGCAAGAGAUGCUCUUGCCAAGUCGGUUUAUGAGAGAGUGUUUAAUUGGCUGGUGGUGAGGUUGAACCAUUCUCUUGAGAGCCCAGAGUCUGGAAGGAAGACACUUCUGGGGAUUCUUGACAUCUAUGGCUUUGAGAUAUUCGACAAGAAUGGGUUUGAGCAGUUCUGCAUAAACUACUGUAAUGAAAAACUGCAGCAGGUGUUCAUUGAGCUGACACUUAGGAGUGAGCAGGAGGAAUACUAUAGAGAAGGAAUAGAGUGGGAGAAAGUGCAAUAUUUUGACAACAAGAUCAUUUGUGAUCUAGUGGAGGAAAAACACAAAGGUAUCAUCUCCCUCCUGGAUGAAGAGUGCUUGCGACCUGGUGAUGCAACAGACUUAACAUUUCUUAAUAAAAUGAACUCUCACCUGGCUACCCACAACCAUUACUUCAGCUAUGAGACUUCUGAUAACAGUAAAGUAAAGAAAACCAUAAAUAAGGAUGAAUUUAGAUUGCGGCAUUAUGCAGGUGAAGUUGCAUACAGAGUACAGGGCUUCUUGGAUAAGAAUAAUGAUUUGCUCUUCCGUGACCUAAAAGAGGCCAUGACUCACACUUCAAACAUAAUAAUUACCAGUGUGUUUCCCAAGGAUGAGUUUUCACAAAAGAAAAGGCCAGUCACUGCCGCCACGCAAUUCAAGAACAGCUUGGCUGGUUUGAUGACAAUUCUUAUGAGCAAGGAGCCUUCUUACAUUCGUUGUAUUAAGCCUAAUGAUGAUAAAAGAUCCUACUACUUUGAUGAGGAACGUGUCAGCCAUCAGGUUAAAUACCUUGGUCUGAUGGAAAAUUUGAGAGUGAGACGAGCAGGAUUUGCCUACCGGCGUGCUUACGAGAUUUUCUUGGGUCGCUACAAAUCUGUUUGUCCUGCCACUUGGCCAAAGUAUAAUGGGCCAGCAAAGGAUGGCGUGAUGGCUAUUGUUCAACAUCUUGGAUAUCACCCUGAUGACUAUCGUAUGGGAGAAACAAAGCUGUUCAUUCGGCUGCCAAAGACACUGUUCCUCACCGAAGAUGCAUUCCAAAAGCGAAAGCAAGAAUUGGCAACAAUGAUACAAGCCAAGUGGAAGGCUUUUGUGUGCCAGAGAAAAUACAAGAAAAUGAAAGCCGCUGCAACUGUAUUGGCCAAGCACUGGAGACGUGUUUUGGCUCAGAGACUGCGUGUGCGCAGGAAAUGGGCUGUUGGAGUUGUAAGAGCGUUUGUGAAAGGCUUCAUCACUCGCAAUGACCCUGUCAACCCCACCAACGCUCGCUUCCAACAGUUGGUAAAGUGCGAGUUUCUGCUCAGGCUUGCAAAGUCGCUCCCAAAGAGUGUUUUGGACACCAGGUGGCCAGAUUCACCAGCCCCCUGUGCCAAUGCUUCAGCAGUCCUACAUAGCAUGCACCGUACUUACCUCGCUCGAAAGUAUGUGAAAGCUCUGCAACCCGAGAAGAGAGCCAUGUUUGAGGAGAAGGUGUUGGCCGAGCAACUUUUCAAAGGAAAGAAGGCCAGCUACCCUGAUAGUUUGCCAAAAUGGUUCCUAACAUCAAGACUGGAUGAAGCUUAUGAAGCCUUGAGGAAGACUUCCUUUGAGGAUACAAUUAAGACAGCAGGAGAGAAAACAAAGUACUGUACACCGUGUACAAAGUAUGAUCGUCACGGGUACAAGCCUCGGGAACGCAUCAUGAUUCUUACAUCAGGAGCUCUGUACUUGCUAGAGGCUAAGGAGAACAAGUUAAAGCAUAAACAUCGAUUUUCUUUGAAGGAAGUACAAGGCCUCCAUGUGUCCCCCAACACGGACAAUCUUCUUCUAAUACAGAUUCCUGUGGAGAAUGCUAAGAGAGAUAAGAGUGCAGGUGCUUGUGACCCUAACCCCAAGGGGGAUUUAAUCGUCAGUUUGCCCAAUGUAAUAGAAGCUGUCACCAAGAUCAUAACAGUCAGUGACAGCCCUGAAGUUCUGAAAGUUGCUGAAUCUGAGAGCAUUGGUCACACUAUGAAAAAUGGUAAACAGGGCACAAUUAUGCUUGAUACUGGAUCAGCUGUAACUACCAUCAACAAAACUAAAGAAGGCAAAUUGUUAGUUGUGGCAGGACAUUGAGUUGCAAAGAAAAUGUCAUGGACAAAAAGCUGGCACAAGUGUCAUAUUCGCUGAUAUGGAAGAAAACAAUUUCGGGUAUCCUAAUAUAUUGUGCCAAUCCAACUUCAAAGUGGGAUCUUGAAUGCUUGUCAAUGAGUGAUUGUGAAUUAAAUUUUUUGUUAAAGCAUUUAUACUUUGCAAAGUGCCUACAUUUACUUGACAAAUAUGCUAUUUGAACAAUGUAUAUAUUUUUAAUGAUUUUAGCUAAAAUAUUGGUUUCUUUCUAAAGUUGCUAUAGCCCUUGUGGCUUGAAAAUGUUAAUCUACAGUAGUGUUAACUGCUUGUUUAUUUUGAAAGAAUGUCAACACUUUGUCUUCAGCUUGACACACUGUGGUCUGUAAUUUACACAUUAUUUUAAUGUAAAUACAUUACAGGGCCUGGUCUUUCAUUUUGAGAAUGUGUGGGGAAAACUGCUUUUCUGUAUUGUAAAUUGUCUACUUAUUGUAUUUUGUAUAUUUAUUUACUAGUCAUAAAAUAUUUAGUCUCUAUACUGUGAUAUAUAUAGCACAGUUCUUGAUAGUUUGUGUUCAAAUACGUAUGCCACUUAAGUUUGCACAGUGUACUUUUGAAACUUGGCAAUAUACCAAGAUUUCCAUCACAGUGCAGUUAACCACCUUUGGUUCAGCAGGUUGUGUGGAAUUGAUCAUCAACUUUACAUGGAAGUCAUUGUAUGUAACUUACUAUUCUAUUCACUAAAUGAUGUAAUUAGGAUUUUACUAAAUAUUUUCCUAUUAACAUAAGCAUUUAUUUUUUUGUUUAAAAGUCUUGGCAACCUCCAUUUACAGUUCAGAUUUUUAUAAACCCACAGCUUCUUCCUAGUCUACUAUUGUUUAAAUUUUUAAGUUCCUUUGAAAGGGUUAAUUAACCCUUUCAUAUCUUAAUUGGUUUGGCACAAAGCUUAGGCACUGAGAAUGUGAUAAUGCUGAGGGUUCCAUCUGUUUUAAAGUGAAAAAUAUCUUCUGAAAUUUGAGCUGUCAAGACCUAUGCCUUCUUGACCCUGUCUGUCUAGCAGUGAGCUUCUAUUGCUGUCAAGUUUGUCAGGAAAUACUUUAAUUUUUAACUUAGUUACUGACUUCAGACUUGGAAAUUUUUCUUAACUUUAAUUUGCAUCUUUAUGAAAGUAAUUAUACAAAAUCAUUUCUAAGGUCUAUUUUUGUUACAGUAUUUAAAUGUUCCUGUGAAUAUGAAUAUUUACAAGAAUUUUGUUUGUGCAUAUAGCCAAUACAAAGACGCAUACCUAUUGCAUACUUUUUCUUCAGUAAUGUAGGAUGAAGUUUUUAGUGUUUCCUAUUUAAAUAAAACUGACUUUUUUUUUUUUUUUUUUUUUUUUCCCCAUAUGCCAGUACAUGGAUAUAAUUAAAUGGUGUAUUGUAUCGGAUAAUGAAAAGUACAAUUCUGUUUUCAAUGUCAUUCCAUAUAAUAAUGCAGCGAUCAAAUAUUUUUUUUUUUUUUUACUUUCAAAAUAAAAAGUUAAUGCAUUUCACAUGAAAGCAUAAUACAGUGUUUGUAAUAAAUUUAGUGUCUUAGACUAUUGCUUUGGUGCUAAGUUAUUACUUGCUAAUACACCCAACUCUUGAUAUUUGCUGGAAAUCUGGCUACCAUUGAUAUAGUCUGUACUUCCUCUCGCUUUUAACAUCACUAUACACUUUCUCUGUAUUUCUCUUAAAAUAUUAAUGUAACUGACUGUAUUACAAAGCAUGUUUACACAGAAUAUCUAGUAUGUUUACACUGGAUGGGGCACAAGAUUGAGCGAGAAUGGUUGGGGAGUAUUCAUGGAGUCAGUGGUGUAGGUACCUACUUUCCUAAAUAAAUCACCUGUGUCCCUAUUGACAAAAUUUUUAUUUUUAUACUUUACUGUAUUAAACUUCAUUCUUAAGCUGUUUAUAAACUUAGGAUAAAACUCAUGGGAAGCUAUUUCUAAGUCUUGGGAAAAUGGCAGGCUGACGUAAUGUGUGGGGGGUCACCAUUUUGGUUUAAUUUUUGCAAUGCUUAAACAUCUAAUAGUAUUAUAAACCUUCACAAAGAUAGCAAUUUUGUCUUAAUUUAUAAAGAUCAGAAAAUAAAGGUAACGGCAGACUGCACGAAGACUAAGUUGGACGUACAGUAUUGUAGUGCACAUUUAUUCUAUAAAUGUGCACUACAGAGUUGAGUUUUAUUAUAGAAGUUAAGGAAAUUGUUUAGGAAUGACUGAGGAUCACCUUUGUAAAGGAGAAUGUUGACAGGUUUAUGGUGUACUUUUGGCAUUUGCAGUCAACUUCAGGCUCUGGACUAGAGGAUUUCUUUAGUUUUAAUAUUGCAGCUUGAUUAUAUUCUUUUGAUCUGGAAUACAUUAAUAACAAUUGUUAAAAAAUCAUUAACUUAUGAAUAGUGCAGUACAAUCUGAAAACACUAAUGUACAUUAAGCUAAAAUGUUAGUCACCUUAGUUGUCACUUAUUUUUUUUUUAUAAUAUAAAAUGUGUAUACAGUGCAUGACAAAUACACACAAUUCUUAAGAAAUUUUCCACAAUGGUAAAAAAAAAAAAAAAAAAAAAAAAAUUCAAGAUUCUUACAUAAUGUAUCAUUAUGAAAGGACAUGGAAUUUUUAUUUUCUUGAGUUAUAUAUGUGUAGGUAAGUAUGUACGUAUAUACAUGUAUCAUAUCUUUUUUUCAACAAAUCGGAGAUAAAUAUGAAUUACUAUUGCUUUUCAUUGCUAUAUAUAUACCUAAUUAUGAAGUGGUUUAAAUUCAACAUUACUUUUACAUGUAGAAUUAAACAUUGUUUUUAAUACAUUGUGCCUUACCACUGUGUAUUUAAUACAACAAUAUACUUGAGUUUGCUUGCAGUAGUAUAAGUGAUAAACACAGUGUAAGUGUUCUGUAUGUGCCUUAUGUGCCAAGAAUGUACAAGAUAUGAACUAAAGCCAUUA
Cherax quadricarinatus is the source of this 6157-nucleotide messenger RNA. The record is from RefSeq and is a predicted model, not a curated record. Lineage: Eukaryota; Metazoa; Arthropoda; Malacostraca; Decapoda; Parastacidae.